Messenger RNA from Dacryopinax primogenitus, 2499 nucleotides. Its product is annotated as TPR-like protein. Bases 52 to 2499 code for a protein of 815 amino acids. The transcript has 2 exons. Gene Ontology annotation, molecular function: protein binding. The record is from RefSeq and is a predicted model, not a curated record. NCBI's taxonomy places the organism in Eukaryota, Fungi, Basidiomycota, Dacrymycetes, Dacrymycetales, Dacrymycetaceae.
CGUUUGACAAGUCUCGACGUGUCCAUCGAAGUCUCACUAAAGUCUCUUACAAUGCAGGAGAAUCCGCAAGCAGCCAAGCUUCUGUCACUGCUUUGUCUUUUGCCGGAUGGAUUAGUUCUGAGCUGCUGCAACGCUGCGCUGCAGCAAGUGGCUCUCAUUGACACGCAUCAAACCCGAUUGAAAAAGCUGGCACCAAUACGCGAAUUUAUCCUCGAAGAAUAUCCACCGGCUGGUCGACCGCUCGAAGAGCUACGCCUCCAUUUCGCACAGUUUACGAUGCGAGUUUACAAGGCCGCGGCUCACAUCACCAAGAAUGCCGUGGAUGCCUUAUCAAUCGAGUUCUGGAACAUCAAUUCCGUUUUGUUGCACUUUUGGCAGACUCUAGCAGAUGUUGAUGCUUGCGACGGACCUCUUGAAGCAACCUUUCAGUUGGCCCAGUUCGUUUACUUGGCAAGCUAUGGAGAUUGUUUACCGCUCUUGCCUUAUGCGAAAGCAAAGCUGCAAAUACUUGGGCGUGGAGAAGAUGCCACCGAAUGCACCCGAAAAAUGGGCGAUAUUCUGCGCAUGCGUCAUCGUUAUCCAGAAGCAGCAGCGAUGUUGGAAGAAGCCAAGAUCUCUUUCACCAACUUCAAUGAUCAAUGGGGUGCAGCACAGUGUGCUCGAAGUAUUGCAGAUAUAAUGCGCAUGCAGAACCGAUACGAAGAGGCACUCGUCAAGUUGGAGGAAGCCGGAGAUACGUUCUGCAAACUUGGCGCUGCUAUUGACUUCGCCCGAUGCAAGCAGACCAUGGGCGAGAUUUUUUCGAUGAGACAGCAGUAUGGAGAUUCCCUGCCCAAACUGGUGGAAGCCAAAUCGACUUUUGAAGCUAUGGGAGACUGCCUUGGCGCUACCCAGUGUAUGCAGAGCAUGAGCGACAUGUUAUGCAUGCUGAACAAGUAUGACCAGGCCGCUGCAACGCUAGAAGAAGUGAAGGCCACCUAUGACCGCAUUGGCAAUCGACUGGGUGCUACACAAUGCGUACUGCGAACAGGCAUUAUCUUUCUCAUGCGAGAUCGUCGUGUUGAGGCCAUGUACAACUUCCGAGAAGCUAAGGCGGCGUUCGACACCAUGAAGGAUCUCCGUGGUAGCGCUCAAUGUCAGGGAAGGAUGGGCGAUAUCUGUAUCACGGAGAAUCCAUACUCCGACGCGAUCGUAAUGCUCUCAGAAGCGACCACGGCCUUUACGUCGAUAGGAGAUCGAAUGGCCGCCGCUCAAUGUACGCAGGGUAUCGGCAAUGCAUUACGAAUGUGGAAUCGUUACCCAGAGGCGGUGUCAAAGCUCGAUGAGGCACGAAGGAUAUUUGAAUCAAUAAGCAAUCCCCUUGGCGUGGCACAGUGCAAGCACAGCUCAGGCGACAUGCUGCUGACGAUCGGCGCUUAUGACGAAGCGAUGUGCAAACUAAAAGAGGCCCACGCCUCGUUUGAGGUUCUUGGUAACACGCUGGGGACGGCCCAAUGCAAGCACAGUACUGGAAAUGUCCUUCUCAUGCUCGGUCGGUAUGAAGAAGCAAGCUCCAAACUUGAAGAGGCCAAGCUUUCGCUUCAGUUGAUUGGUGAUGGGUGGGGCUCAGCUCAAUGUACGCUCAGCUUGGGCAACGUCCUGCGCAUGAUGAAUCGAUAUGAGGAUGCCGCCAUACGGUUGGCGGAAGCUAGGGCAGACUUCGAAAAACUCGACUAUCAACUCGGCGUAGCCCAAUGUGACCAGCGUUUGGGAGAAAUCUUGCAUAUGCAGAUGAAACACGUCGAUGCUUUGGAGCAACUUGAGAAAGCACGGGCUGUAUUCGAUACUGUUGGAGACCGACUCAGAGCGGCCCAGUGCUAUCAGACUAUUGCGAAUGCGCUGCUCACGCGUGGCGAGCAUGAUCAAGCCAUCGCGAAGAUGAAUGAUGCCCAGGUCAAAUUUCAGGAAAUCGGCGAUGUGAUAGGUUCCGCGCAGUGCUUGCAGAGUAUCGGUGAUGCAUUGUAUGCGCUUGGUCGACACAACGAAGCAUUCUCGAAUCUGGAAGGGGCGAGGUCUGUGUUUGAUGAGAAAGGACAUCGGCUUGGGAUAGCCCAAACAAUGCAGAGCAUGGCGAACGUGCUCAUUGGAAAAGAGCGAUAUGACGAAGCUCUCAAUUGGUUGACCGAGUCAAAGGCGCUCUUCUCACUCGUCGGGGACCAGCUCGGAGUGGCCAAAUGUCUGCUUAGUAUUGGCAAUGUCCUCCGUAUUCGGGAGCUGUUCAGCGACGCUGCCAUUCAAUUUGAGGACGCUAGACGAAUAGGGGUGUCGAUCAUGAAUCGACAUGUUGAAGCGCAGAGCAGCAGGCUUCUUGCAUACACCUGCAUAGCUUUAGAGCGCCUGGACGGUGGGCGUGACCUAUUUGAGGCGGCGGCACAGUUGUACAUCGAAAUUGGAUUAGAUGAGCAAGCCAAGAUCUGCAACGAGGCGUUGGAGAUCCUUCGAACUGCAGUGCUUGAUUGA